GUUCGCGCCGCUGAAGGGACGCGAAGCAAGCAGCGCCGCGCCGAGGCGGGGGCGGGGGGCCCCGAGUCGCUGCCCCCGCCGCAGCCCCGCCGGGGAGUUUCUUCCACAUCCCCCCUCAAACACACACCGAGACCGCCCCCCCACCCCCGUCCCUUGGGGGCGGCCCCGCGGAGCGCCGCUCCCUCCUCCUCCUCCCCCUUUAUUACCCUUUGUGUGCGUCUCCGCCUUCCUCCCCGCGCCCGGGGGCCCUGAGAUCCUUGCUGACGAUGGUGGUCGCUGGAGGCAGCACUGUUGAAGAUUAUAUCAUUUACAGACAAGAUCUCUGAAAUCUGUUUCCUUCAGACAGCAAAGGAAGAAGAGGCUUUAUCGCAACAAAACGGGCAAAAAAAACACAAACACUUGAAGAAACAGCACUUCUCUAAUUCUUCCCAAAAAGCUCCCAGAACCACCAAAUCCUAAAGGAUUACACCCAGCAGUCUUCCUGAUUCCAGCAGAUGUAAGUGGGGUGCAGGAAUUCCUCACAUGAGGGGUGGAGGGAGGCAAGGAGCCGGCCCCAAUGGACAUAGCCCAUCAUCGAGAGCACCACAGGAGACUGUCUAGAGCAAAGCUCAAAGUGCAGCAGCAAUUCUAAAAAAGCCUAAAAGAUCCCCAAGAUAACUUGAAGCAAGACCAUGAGAAGCAAUGUAGCUUGGAGUGAACAAGAUGAACAGUCCCACCUUCAAUCUAAUGCUUAAUGAGGAAAAAGGCUGUUUGAUUGGAGCCAAGGAGUCAGCAAAGAACCUCAGGAAGACAACCUGGAUCAUGACCAGAAGAUAAAAAGAAAACAAAAAAAGAAUGUGGCAUAUAAAGGGUGUAAUACCUGGAGGUAUUGGAUCUGACUCAUGUUUAUAAAAAUGAGACGAGCUUUCACAAAACACAAGUUAUCUUAGACAGUCAUCAAGCUUGGAGCCAUCAUGCUGUUGAACUAGAAAUUCUCCUUUUCCCCAUUCUCCUUUCUGACAGGUAACAAAGGAUUGGUGAAUUAUGAUUUUCCCAAGUUGGAAGCACUAAUUUUUAUCUAUAUAGUUCAUCCUUAUGAAUAUAUAAGGAGUUAAACAUUGCAUAUUUAAUGUGGAUUAUAAUGGGAAAGUGACUCAUUAACCAAAAUGGCCACUUUUAAGGACUUGGUUUCAAACUGAGCUGGAGCCUCCCGAUGCACUUUGUAGGAUUUGGGGAAAGCUGUGCUGCAGGGCCUGCUUUGGGAGGCCAGGAUGACAUGUAGUAAAAGGAUAUCACCUUGCUGUUGAUAUCUCUGAAGACUCAUAACCAGAAACAGGAAAAUGAAUGGUGGGAAGGAGUGUGACGGAGGGGACACGGAUGGAGGGCCACCAGCAGUGCAAGUUCCCGUUGGUUGGCAGCGGAGGGUGGACCAAAGUGGAGUUCUCUACAUCAGUCCCAGUGGGUCUUUAUUAUCCUGCUUGGAGCAGGUGAAGUCUUACUUGCUGACUGAUGGAACGUGCAAGUGUGGCCUAGAAUGUCCUCUUGUUCUUCCCAAGGUCUUUAAUUUUGAUCCUGGAGCUGCUGUGAAGCAGAGAACUGCUGAAGAUGUUAAAGCGGACGAAGAUGUCACCAAACUAUGCAUUCACAAAAGGAAAAUUAUUGCUGUGGCUACACUUCAUAAAAGCAUGGAAGCACCACAUCCUUCACUGGUUCUAACUAGUCCUGGUGGUGGAACAAGUGCAACGCCGGUAGUUCCCACUCGAGCAGCAACUCCAAGGUCGAUGAGGAAUAAAUCACAUGAAGGAAUUACAAAUUCUGUGAUGCCGGAAUGUAAGACUCCUUUCAAGUUGAUGAUGGGGGCAUCUAAUGCCAUGGGUAGGCUUUAUGUGCAAGAAAUGGCUGGAAGCCAGCAAGCAGAGCUCCAUCCUGCCUAUCCCAGGCAGAGAUUGGGGAGCAAUGAACUGGGGCAGAAGUCUCCGUACCGCGGCAGUCACGGGGGGAUGCCCAGCCCGGCGUCCUCGGGAUCGCAGAUCUACGGGGACGGCUCCAUCUCCCCCAGGACUGACCCGCUCGGAAGCCCCGACGUCUUCACGAGGAACAAUCCCAGUUUUCACGGAGCGCCCAACUCCAGUCCUAUCCACAUGACCAGGACGCCUCUGUCCCCGCCGUCAGUCAUGCUCCACGGCUCUCCCAUACAGUCAUCCUGUGCAAUGGCUGGAAGGACUAAUAUACCUCUUUCCCCCACCCUGACCACCAAGAGCCCAGUCAUGAAAAAACCCGUGUGUAACUUUUCGGCUGGUAUGGAAAUACCACGAGCAAUGUUCCACCAUAAACCCCCCCAAGGCCCACCCCCACCUCCUCCUCCGCCUUCUUGUGCUCUUCAGAAAAAGCCAUUAACAUCCGAGAAGGAUCCGCUUGGCAUACUGGACCCAAUUCCCAGCAAACCGGUGAACCAGAACCCCGUGAUCAUGAACCCCACCACUUUCCACUCCAGUGUCCACUCUCAGGUACCCGUGAUGAAUGUAAGCAUGCCCCCCGCCGUGGUGCCCCUGCCCAGCAACCUGCCCCUGCCCACCGUCAAACCCGCCCACAUCAACCAUGGCGCUCACGUCCAAAGGGUUCAGCACUCGGCUUCCACGUCCCUGUCCCCCUCGCCGGUGACGUCCCCCGUUCACGUGAUGGCGCCCGGCAUCGGAAGGAUCGAGGCUUCUCCCCAAAGAUCACGUUCUUCUUCCACCUCGUCCGACCACGGAAACUUCCUGCUGCCUCCAGUAGGGCCGCAGUCGUCCUGUAGCGGUAUCAAAGUCCCUCCCAGGUCCCCGAGGUCAACCAUAGGGUCACCGAGGCCAUCCAUGCCAUCCAGCCCUUCCACCAAGCACGACGGACUCAGUCAAUACAAGGACAUCCCUAACCCGUUAAUUGCUGGAAUGAGUAAUGUGUUAAAUCCUCCCAACAAUGCAGUUUUUCCCGCUGCAUCGGCCGGAAGCGGUUCCUUGAAGAGUCAGCCUGGUUUGCUGGGAAUGCCUUUAAAUCAGAUCUUGAACCAGCACAACGCUGCCUCUUUUCCAGCGAGCAGUUUACUCUCAGCAGCAGCCAAAGCACAGCUAGCAAAUCAAAAUAAACUUGCUGGUAACAACAAUAACAGCAGUAGCAAUUCCGGACCUGUUGCCAGCGGCGGCAGCACCGAAGGACACAGCACUUUAAAUCCCAUGUUCCCUCCUGCUGCCAACGUGCUCCUCCCCACCACGGAAGGGCAGAGCGGCCGGGCGGCGCUGAGAGAUAAACUGAUGUCUCAGCAAAAGGAUCCUCUGAGGAAAAGGAAGCAGCCCACCGCCACGGUGCUGAGCUUGCUGAGACAGUCUCAGCUGGACAGCUCUGGGCUUCCCAAAGCUGGGUCUGAUUUGAUAAGAAAGCCAAGUCAAAGCUCCUUCCCCAUCAGCUCCAUGUCGCAGCUCCUGCAGUCCAUGAGUUGUCAGAGCUCCCACGGGAGCAGCAAUAGUUCCUCGGGCUGCGGGAGCUCCAGCAGCGCCCUGCCCUGCCCCGGCGCCCAGCUGCACCUGGCAGAGCCCGCGCUGGGCGCGCCCGGCGGCGUGGCCCCGGGGCUGCCCCUGCGUGGGGAGGGGCUGCCCUGCCCCAACCCCAACCCCGCCUUCGGCCCCGCCGCUGGCCCGCCCCCCUCCAACCACCUGGCCGGGCUCCUCAACCAGAUGCAGGCCAGCGGGGGCUGCGGGAUGCUCCCCCAGGCAGGAAUGGCCUUGGGGAACUCCCUACACGCCAGCCCGGCUCAGGCCAGGCUCCAGGCACCCUCCACGCCGGGCAUCCCCAACAGCAUCGGGAGCAGCUGCAACCAGACCAGCCCUGAAGCAGGGGGUUUGGGCCCGUCGUCAUCGAUAGCCAUCGCCGGCACCAGCCAAGCUGCCAUCACCAAGACCACGUCUGUGCUCCAGGACGGCGUCAUUGUCACCACUGCAGCUGGGACCCCUCUGCAGCAGGGCCAGCUGCCCAUGGGGGGCGAGUUCCCCUUCGCCGGCCACGACCACUCGCUCCACUUCCCGCAGAACAGCUCUUCAAACAACAAUCUGCCACAUCCUCUGAAUCAAAACCUCCUCAGUUCCCUGCCUCUCUCUCUGCCGGUGAAUCAGCAACAUCUCCUAAACCAGAACCUCCUGAACAUCCUCCAGCCUUCGGCAGGAGAAGGCAAGUCUGAGGUGAACCUCAACCCUUUGGGUUUCCUGAACCCCAACGUCAAUGCUGCUUUAGCGUUCCUCUCGGGCGACGUGGACGGGCAGGUUCUGCAGCCCGUGCACUUCCAGCUGCUGGCAGCCCUGCUCCAGAACCAGGCCCAGGCAGCCGCCAUGCUCCCCGUGCCAUCCUUCAACGUCACCAUCUCCGACCUGCUGCAGCAGCAGAACGCCCCCGCGCCCCCCGAGCCGCUGCCCGAGGGCGGCAGGGUGGAGAACCUGCUGCCCGCCGCCGUGCCCGGCUUCCCGGGCGCCGACCCCGCCGCCAACCCCCUGCUCCUGCCCGCCGCCCCCGGCGCCUCGGCGCUCAUGGCCCUGAACCCGCAGCUGGUGGGGGGCGUCCUGAGCUCGGGAAGCCACCCCGAGGUGGCCAUCGCCACCUCCUCGCAGGCCACCACCACCACCACCACCACGUCGUCGGCGGUGGCCGCGCUGUCGGUGUCGGCGCUGGCCGGGAGCACGGCCGUGGUGUCCAUGGCGGAGACGCUCCUCAACAUCUCCGGCGGCGCGCCGGGACCCGCCAAGCUCAACAACAGCUCCGUGGUGCCGCAGCUCCUGAACCCGCUGCUGGGCACGGGCCUGCUGGGGGAAAUGUCAUCUCUGAACACUACUCUGAACAACCAUCAGCUCAGCCACCUCCAGUCACUCCUCAGCAACAAUCAGAUGUUUCCUUCAAAUCAGCAGCAGCAGCAGCAGCAGCAGCAGCACCUUCUCCAGGGCUACCAGAACGUGCAGGGCUUUCAAGGCCAGCCCCAAAUUCCUGGCCCAGCCAACAACCCAAACCCCAUGGCGUGUCUGUUCCAGAAUUUCCAGGUGAGGAUGCAGGAAGACGCCGCCGUCCUCAACAAAAGAAUGAUCACCCAGAUGGGAAUGGCGCCGGUUCCCGAGAGCUCCAACACUCUCCUCCCUCCCUUCCAGGAGCCCCCCUGCGACCUGCAGCAGAGACCUGACCCAUCCCUGGGCCAGCAGGCCAAGGACAACCCCAACGCCGCCGCCGCGGGCGACGCCUCGGUGGACGCCAUCUACAAGGCGGUGGUGGACGCCGCCAGCAAGGGGGUGCCGGUGGUGAUCACCACGGCCGGCUCCAGCGCCGCGCAGCCGAGCCCCAUCCCCGCCCUGAGUGCCAUGAGUGCCUUCACAGCCUCCAUCGGGGACCCCCUGAACCUGUCCAGCGCCGUCAGCGCCGUCGCCCACGGCCGCGGCGCCGAGCACGAGGGGCGCGGGCGCGGCGGGCGCGGCGCGCGGGGCCCGAAGAGCGCGGAGCACGGCAAGAACCCCGGCGAGGGGGACGGCUACGAGUAUUACAAACCGACCGCUUGUAACACGCCCAAAAAGCAGUGGGAAGGGGAGCAGAGCCCCGGGGGGGAGAUCAACAGGUGGAAAUGCGAGGAGUUCCUGGAGCACUCCGCCCACGUCCACAGCAGCCCGUGCCACGAGCGGCCCAACAACGUCUCGGCGCUGCCGCUGCUGCAGGCGGAGCAGCACCAGGCCCUGCUGGCCCAGCGGAACUGUCAGAGCGAGAAAAUGCUGGAGGAGAAUUUCAGGUAUAACAAUUACAAAAGAACUAUGAUGAGUUUCAAGGAAAGACUGGAGAACACUGUGGAACGAUGUGCACACAUCAACGGGAACCGCCCGCAGCCCAACAGGGCCUUCGGGGAGUUGCUCAACACUUCCAAACAAGACCUGAUCCUGGAAGAGCAAUCUCCCAGUUCCUCCAAUAGCUUGGAGAGUUCCUUAGUGAAAGACUACAUCCAUUACAAUGGAGAUUUUAAUGCCAAAAGCAUUAACGGGUGCGUGCCCAGCCCCUCGGAUGCUAAGAGCAUCAGCAGCGAGGAGGACCUGCGGAACCCCGAGUCGCCCUCGUCCCACGAGCUCAUCCACUACAGGCCGAGGACGUUUAACGUGGGCGACUUGGUCUGGGGCCAGAUCAAAGGACUGACUUCCUGGCCUGGCAAGCUUGGCAGAGAAGAAGAGGUUCACAACUCAUGCCAACAGAACGCUGAGGAGGGGAAGGUGGAGCCGGAGAAGCUGAAGACACUAACGGAGGGGCUGGAGGCGUUCAGCCGCGCCAGGAAAAGGAACAGGAAAAGUGGAAAGCUAAAUAACCAUUUAGAAGCUGCUAUACACGAGGCCAUGAGUGAACUAGACAAAAUGUCUGGGAAUGUAAGUUCCUUUUCCUUGGGAAUAUUCUCCUUUUCCAUGUUUCUGCAUGUGUGUCCAUUGGAGGGAGGCUUGGUUUGGAUGGCUUUCUAACAAAUUCUGGGUUUAUUUUCUGGAAUAAUGAGGAAUUUUCAAUAUUUCCCCUGCAUUAAAAACUGUUGGCAAAAGUCUGAUGGUUCUGAAAAACGGGAAAAGUUGUAGGAUUUUGAGUACAAAACUCUUGAAAUUCAGUUUUCCCCAUAAGAAAUGAAAGAUAUUGUAAUGAAAGGUAAGUUUAAAAAUAUAUAUUUCUAAUAUCACAUCCAAGAGUGGUUUUUCCACAUUAAUUACACUGUUAUGGUGUAACUCCAGCAUCUUUCCAAUAACAAGUUUGGGUUAUAAAAUAUCCUCAUUUUUAUUUCUAAAACAUGGCUGUCAUUUCAUUGCAGCCCACCUAAAAAAUAAAAAACAAGUCUAUCACAGCACAUGUAACCUCCCACAUCUUCUAUUUGGUUAUUAAUUAUUCAAAUGAUUAAUUAUAAAAUGUUUGAACCCAGGGGAAAAAAAAGUUUUUUGCUGAUAUUCAGUGCUCAGGACUGAAGAUAUGCACUCUUGGAAUUUACAGUAACACUUUUGGAGCUUCUGGAGUAUAAAAAAGGAAAUUUAUUUCUAUUUAUUUAUAUAUUUGAAGAACUGGAGGCUUAGAGCUGAUUGCAGACCCAACAAGAAAUAUUUAAAAAGUUACUGAGUAGCUUUUAAGUAAGAACCCAAUCAAAUCUUUCGUUAAAACUGAAUUUAACAAACUGAGAUUUGAGCUUUGAUUUAAAAUAACGUUGCCGUGUUUCCCUCCUUUGGAAGGACCAGGAAAGCAGGAGGGGAUUGUUGGUCUGUAACAAAUAAAUUUGGGAUGGCUGUUUGGGCUGGCCCAUCCUGC
Messenger RNA from Lonchura striata (white-rumped munia), 7293 nucleotides. The record is from RefSeq and is a predicted model, not a curated record. Lineage: Eukaryota; Metazoa; Chordata; Aves; Passeriformes; Estrildidae.